AGCCUUCCACUCUCGCCAAUUUAUGUUCGAAACCGCCAAAGACACAGCCCUUGGUUUCUGAUCAUCCACCCCCUCCCUUCCUCAUCGCUCGGUUCUCGAUGAAUCCUUACUAUCCAUACCCUAAUGAGCAUCGUCGUGCGCCGCCCCCUCUCGCUCCCAACGUCCUAGUUGUGCCAGCCCCCCCUAUGCCCUAUCCCCCUCUGGCUCCUGCCAUCAGCCCCGACGGCCUGCUGUACGGCAUCAAUACCCCUCCUCUCAACCCGGCCUGCUUUCCUCCCCAGGCCAGUCCCUAUCCCGUCUUCCCACCCCAGCCUUACCCCAUCGGCGCCCUGCACCAUGGCCCGCCCAUGCAGCGCAUCCACUUCCCCGUCGGCAAUCCCUAUCCCUAUCCACCCAUCCAGUCCGUUGUCCAUCGCCACCCCGGUCCUGUCCGCGCCGCAUUCCAUUCCGACCGAGACGGCUUUCACAGUAGUUCCAAGCAAGGCUUCCGAGUGAGGGGCGGUGGGGUUGCCUCCACAAAGUCCUCACACUUUGGAAACCGCAAUCCGCAGCACCACCCGAGACGACAACAUCCUCAUCCCAAGAACGCCUUUCUCUCCAAUUCAGAAGAAAGUAUGGCGUCCUCCAACAGCAGCCAUCUCCAGAACGAAGUGGCAGCAUCAGUCUCAAGCCGUGAAACGCUCUCCAACCCCUCCCUGAUUGGCGACACCGACAGCGACAUCAUCGAGGAGACUCUCUCGAUGACCGGAUCGCUGGCCGAGACCGCCACCACCCACACCGACCGCUCGGUCGCAACCACCAACUCGCUCUUUGACUGUCUGCGUACCCAGUCGUCGUACUCGUCUGCAGCCGCGAGCGAACCGUCCAAUCUGGCCCGGCGCCUCGAGCAGCGCCAGAAGCAGAUUGACUUUGGCAAGAAUACGAUCGGAUACAAGCGCUACCUUGACCAGGUGCCAAAGUAAGUGCAUCCGACCUCGCUGCUGCCACCAAUCGGAUUCAUAUCUGCCCAAAAGAUCUCUGGGCCUUUGGAUUACCG
This is a messenger RNA of Polychytrium aggregatum, 1036 nucleotides long. RefSeq lists its product as uncharacterized. Gene Ontology annotation, biological process: mRNA transport; mRNA 3'-end processing by stem-loop binding and cleavage. Gene Ontology annotation, molecular function: histone pre-mRNA stem-loop binding; mRNA binding. NCBI's taxonomy places the organism in Eukaryota, Fungi, Chytridiomycota, Chytridiomycetes, Polychytriales. The record is from RefSeq and is a predicted model, not a curated record. The transcript has 3 exons. Gene Ontology annotation, cellular component: cytoplasm; histone pre-mRNA 3'end processing complex. Bases 99 to 962 code for a protein of 287 amino acids.